Messenger RNA from Geodia barretti, 419 nucleotides. The record is from the annotation of a GenBank genome assembly. NCBI's taxonomy places the organism in Eukaryota, Metazoa, Porifera, Demospongiae, Tetractinellida, Geodiidae.
UCAACAUUACAUGAGGAUGAACAGGAGAACCACACUUUAACAAACAUUCUCUCUAUACUUUACUACAAAGACAUGGGUAUUUAUACACACAAUAAUGGUGACAUCACAUCCUUAUAACAUACAGGCAUGCGUGCUCUAUGUUACAUAUACAAAUCUGAGUCAAAGUGCAGUGUUUGGUGCAGAGGUCGUGUUCUGGGUGCUGAUUUUCCCGUAAGCCUCAUUGGUUUUCAGAGAGACCUCAUCUCGUGCUGCAUUGAGUUGCUGAUCACCAUCGACCACCUCAUAGAGCUGUUCCUGGUUCCCAGGACCCUCUCCACCACUCUUUGUUCCCCUCCCUCUCAGUGUGUACAUCCAGUGGGCAGCUAACAGUAGGUUGAUAGUCACUGAGACGAGGAGCAAUACAGCCAGUCCCCACCACU